Acanthaster planci (crown-of-thorns starfish) is the source of this 1067-nucleotide messenger RNA. Its product is annotated as dehydrogenase/reductase SDR family member 11-like. Lineage: Eukaryota; Metazoa; Echinodermata; Asteroidea; Valvatida; Acanthasteridae. The record is from RefSeq and is a predicted model, not a curated record. Gene Ontology annotation, molecular function: oxidoreductase activity.
GCGUGAAGCCUGGCUGGCCUUGUUUGUAUACCCGGGCCCCUCCCCCACAUCCAUUAUUUUGCGCACAAUGCAUAAAGGUCCUGUAAUAUUGAAAGUCACUCAUCCGUGAACCGAAAACACCCGAGACGAGAAUUUGUGGGAAGGCCCUAUCAGAAUGCCGUUCGACUACCGCUUUACCGGAUUCUAGUGAUCAAUCCUUAGUUUAGUAAGAGCAGUCGGGUUUUGAGUGAUGAAUUCUCACGACGUUUCGAUGAAGAGGUGGGCGGGGCGCGUGGCUCUAGUUACCGGUGCAUCUUCUGGUAUCGGUUGGGAGAUCGCUCGGAAUCUAGUCCAGCACGGAAUGAAAGUGAUCGGAUGUGCACGCAACGUUGUAGCAAUUGAGGAGGAGUCUACCCUCCUCAAGGAGUCCCAAUCCCCUGGUCUUCUCUACCCGAUAAAAUGCGAUCUGUCUCAGGAAAAGGACAUUCUGGCCAUGUUUGAUGUGAUUUGGAAGAAGUUCGGAGGCGUGGACGUCUGCAUCAACAACGCGGGGUUAUCUCAAGCGGCUAGUCUUCUCGAUGGGGACACCAAGAAAUGGAAAAACAUGGUUGAUGUCAACAUCCUUGCAGUGGCGAUAUGCACCAGGGAAGCUGUUAAACAGAUGGCCCAGAAAGGAGCCGACGACGGUCAGGUCAUCAAUAUUAAUAGUCUUUCGGGUCACAAGGUGACACAGAAUAGAGACAGCCAUUUCUACACGGCCACCAAGUUUGCCAUGACGUCGAUGACGGAGGGAGUACGGCAGGAACUCAGGGAGAUAGGAUCUAUGAUCAGAAUUGCUAGUAUAUCACCUGGCAUUGUGGAGACAGAGUUUUUAUCUAGGAUGUACCCCGACAACCCUUCCAACCCUGCAGCAUUAUACAAGUCAAUGCAGUGUAUACAACCAGAACAGAUUUCGACCACAGUGCAGUACAUUAUGGAGUUGCCACCGCAUGUGCAGGUUCAUGACGUUCAAAUCAGACCGACAGAACAACGGAACUGAGUAGACCACUCAGAAGUCUACAGAAGCAGUACUAGUUAACCUGUAAGAG